GAGCUCACGGCCUCUUAUUAGUAGCACGCAGGCGGCGCUUUCCCGUCAUUGUCAGCCACGCUGGGUAGGGAGCGCCGUGUGUGAGCAGUGAGGUGAGUACUAGGCCGCCGUGUACCGUUUACGGGCGUCCUUUUAGUUUCAUGGUUCGGUAAUGCCGAGCGGUCUCCCAUUCAUGUUACCGUCUGAUUUCGGUUUCAUUCCGGUGUGUGCUACCGCCUCCCCAUUUUUAUUUACUUCGUACGUUUCAGGCCUUGCAGCCUUCAUUGUUCUUUGUUAACGGUAUUCGCAUCUGCCUUUAUCUCUUUGUUAAUAUUUUUGUAUUUGCGCUAGAAGCGUUGUUUGAAUGUUUAGCGUUCUGUCGUUUCUAGCUAUCUGUUAUUGCCGGCGAGUUACAUGUUUGGUGUGGUUUUAUGUAAAGGACGGUCAGUCUAUUAUAAGGAUUACGGUUCCUUUUUACGCUGUGAAGGUUUGGGUUCUUUCUAUUGAUACUCGUGUUGUGUAAGAUAGUUUAGCCAUUUGAAUGCCAGCGGUGUUUCUAACGUGUUCAGACCUCGCACUAGGAAGGGUUUCGGCGAGCAACGAGCCAAGCCCCCUCCUCCCCCGCGCGCGCCAUGUUAUCGUGGUUCAGGCGGCAGGGGCUGCGUGCGCUCUCCGCCGCCAUUUUGUUUCUGUGAACUAAUCGAGUCACGUGUCGUUUUUUUGUUUUUUUUUCCAGACGCUCGAUCCGCUAACAAAAAAUAAAUAAAACGUCCGUCGUAGCAGAACAAAAUGUCCGGCUCUGAAGGUGGUGAUGGCUACGUUGUCAAGAUCCGCGGCCUACCGUGGUCCUGUUCUCAGGGAGAGAUCGAGAACUUUUUUACUGGUGAGUGUUAAAUGUUAACCCCUUAGUGACCAGACCGUUUUUCAGUUUUCUUACCCCAUGGCUAUUUUUACAUUUCGGAGGUGUUUUUACAUUUUAUUACUCAUUUACUGUACCCACACAUAUUCCGUUUUUCUUGCUCUAAAGACACCAUUAUUUUCAUUUAUUUAUAUAUAUAUAUAUAUUUUUUUUUUAUUUAUUUAUUUUUAAAAACGUUUUCUGACACCCAAAAUCUGUUACCAAUCUACUACUGCCAAAAAUGACCCAUGCUAAAUAGUUUCUACAUUUUGCCCUGAGUUUAGAAAUACCUAAAGUUGCCAUGUUCUUGGCUUUUUGUUUUGCAUGUUAUAGGGCAGUACUGGUAGGACAUUACUGUUUCAAAAAAUAUAUUUUUAAAAUUCAUCAAUAGUGACAUUGUAACACUGUUAUCAUAAAGCGGAUACCCCAUACUGAAUAACCUGGACCAUGUCCAGUCUUUUUUAGUAGCCACUUAGUCACAAACACUGACCAAAGUUAGCAUAUAUAUUUGUGUUAAAAAUGCAAACAAAAUUAUGAAUGCUAACUUUGGCUAGUUUGUGUCACUAAGUGGCUACUAAAAAGACUGAUCAUACUCAUUUGCAAUACCUCGGGUUGUCUUUUUUUCCAAAUGGUAUGUCAUCAUGGGGGUAAUUCUCAUUCCUGCGCUAUCAUACCCUCUCAAAGGCAACAUAACUAAUCUGGCAAAUUUCAAUGUGAAAAAACUGAAAACCAAGCAUUACAUUUGACCCUGUAACUUUCAAAAACACUAAAAAAUAAAAAAAAACCUGUACGUGGGGGGCUACUGUUGUACUCAGGAGACUUUGCUGAACACAUAUUAGUGUUUCACAACGUCAUCAGUGAAAGUACUGUUUUGUGAAAUGCUGUGAUAUGUUUUACUGUUUUGAAACGCUAAUAUUUGUGUUCAGUGGAGUCUACAGAGUAAAACAGUACCCCCCCCUCCCGCCCAACGUACAUGUUUUAGGAUGUCUUGGAAAGUUACAGGGUUAAAUGUAGUGCUAGCAAACUAAAUUCUCUGGACUUUCAGCCUGGGUUAUCGGGCAGGUCCCCCAAAUUGCAAUUCAUAAAAUUGCUUAAUUAUGUAAAAAUAUGUUUAUGUAAUUAUGUAUAUCUUGUAUUUUUAAUUUAUGUAUACAUAUAUUUCAUUCUAAUUUUAUUUUGAUAUAUUAUCAAAAUAUAGUUAUAAUAAAAUUACAUAACUUUUAUUUAUUUAUUUUACAAUAUGUAGUUAUAUUAUACAUGUGUAUUUUUAUAUUUAUAACUUUAAAAAAAUACACUUGGCAUGACAUAAGAUAUAGAUAUAUAACUUUUUUUUUUUUUUUUUUAAUUUAUGAACUUUUUUAAAAACCAAUUAACCAGCAGGGGGUCUCCCUGUACAGGCAGUCCCCCGACAGACAGCACUAUGGACACCUAUUGGGACCAUGUGACUGCUUUUUCAGAGCGAUCAUGUGGCCUGUGGGGUCCUAAUUAGAAGAGGGGGACUGUCAGACUGUCGUUCUCUCAUUCCUCCCCAAACGGAGAGAAACAGAUUGCCAUUGGUGGAAUGGCGGUGAUCAGGUAAGUGCAUAGGAAUACCGCAUACUAGGUACAUGAGGGGGGUUUUUAAUAAAUAUAUAUAUAUAUAUAUAUAUUAUAUUAAAAAAUUAUUAUUUUUUUAAUCAGUAAGUGCGUCAAGGCACACAGGCAGAGCAUUGGAAGCCUGCACGAUGGCUUCCGGUGCUCUGCUACACUGCUGGGUGCCACGUGGGGCAACCCAGAAGUGAUCAAAUUUGCCACGGGCGUAUCAGGUACGUCCGAGCUAGUAAACAGUUUUUUCUUUUUUGUCAAAAAGAGGUUAAAAUAUCAGUUACCUGCUGAGAGCACUUUUUCGGUAAAUGUUAUAUAACUUAUCAAAUCUAUUUUUCCCUCUAGAGUCCAAAAUAUUAAAUGGCUCUCUUGGGGUUCAUUUCAUCUACACAAGAGAGGGUCGGCCUAGCGGUGAGGCUUUUGUAGAAUUUGAAACGGAGGAUGAUCUAAAACUGGCUUUGAAGAAAGACCGAGAGACCAUGGGGCACAGAUAUGUGGAAGGUAAAUAUUAAAUGCUUGUACUACUUAUUACUGAUGCCCUAAAUUGUGCAUCUACAAUACUUUGGUUUUUGCUUUUGCAGUAUUUAAAUCAAACAAUGUUGAAAUGGAUUGGGUUCUGAAGCACACCGGCCCCAACAGCCCUGAUACAGCCAAUGAUGGCUUUGUUCGACUUAGAGGCCUUCCAUUUGGAUGUAGCAAGGAAGAAAUUGUACAGUUCUUCUCAGGUAUGUUGCACAAUAAAGUACAACUCUGUUUUGAAAUUUACCAAAUAUUGUAUUUGGCCACAGUGAUUUAGAACGUGUUUUGUAUGUCCCUUUACUUUAUCAUGCAUAUGUUUUUUUUCAAACUAAAGUGCUUCUAAAUGUCUCUUGUGUGAUUUGUACUCUUCCUUCUUAUAUUGUAGUUAGGUUUUCUAUAACUUGGACUAUCCACAGUCUUGCCACAUCUGCUCUUUAACAGAUUGGCCUCUGACAUAAGAAGGCAAGCUCCCAAACACCAUAGCAAUCUAAGUUGCGGUGCAAAGAGGUUUUAUGUACAUAUAACUCGCUCAAUUUUUUUUUUAUUUAUUUAUUCUUAAUUAUAUAGAAGUUGGUGUUUAUUGGUAGAUCUACAAUAUCACCCUUAGGUGUACAAAUAUUUAUACUUUGUGGCUUUCCGUGAGUUUGCAUUCCAUCUGUGAGUAGCCUAGUUCAUACAAUGUAGAGUGCAACUUUUCAGCAAGGUAACUUAUGAUUUUGUUUUGGCAAUUGCCACAUGCAGCAAUUUUUCACUCGUGUAUUAACUCCUAAGGACACAUGAUGAAAAUAUUCCGCCAUGAUUCCCUUUUAUUCCAGAAGUUGUCCUUAAGGGGUUAAAUUGAUUGCAUGCUACUUUUUUUUUUUUUUUUUUCUGUUGGGAACCAUAGAUAAUGGAAGAAUGUUGACAGGCUAAUGCCCCAAUUGUAUCCUGGUCUGAGAACUUUAAUUUGCAGGACGCAAGCUCUAAAUAUAAAAACUUUUUUAGUUGGCUAUUGUGCAUAAUGACACACGUUGCAAGAUCAAAGCCUAGAAAUGAGUCAUAGGAUAUAUUCAGGGUGCUAAUUUAUAAUCUUUGAGCAUACUGUUUGAUCACAGUCAUUUACACUUGUGUGCAGACCCAGACAUCAGAAUGUCUGGUGAGGGUAUAUCAACUAUCUCUUCAGCAGACAUAGUAAAUGUUUGUAACCGUAAGUUAAUAUUGACAUUUUUGUAAGAACACUAAUGAUUAAAAUGAGGUUAAAUAUAUUAUAUUUAAAAUAUGUUAAUGAAUAAGGAUUUUUCUACCUAACUUUUAUUUUAGUUUUUCCUCCUUGAAAUCUUAUCUUUCCCUUCUUUGUGCACUUUGACUUCAAAUCUUUACAGUUAACGGCAGUUUUCCCCCCCAAGGUUUUGUAAUCUUAAAUGGGACCUAUCACUUCCCAGAAUUUACCAAACUCCUUAUUUAAUGGUAAUUUUAAGCCUGGAAACAAAAAUUAGAAACCCACAACUUUUUUUUCUUUUCCAAUCUUGCAACUGGGCUUAUCUCUUGGCUUGAGAGUAGUUUUUUAUUUUAUUUAUUUAAUACUCACUGCUGUAAUUCCAAACAAAUGGUAGUUGCCCUUUAAAUCUGUAACUUAAUCUCUUAAAAUAGCUGAACAGCUUACAUUAAAUAUGCUAGUGUCUGUAAUCCUCUCAACCUCUUUUGAGUAAUGCUAUUUAGGCCUAUUUUUUCCCCCAAACUUGAUGAAUGAGUGGCAUGGAACAUAACCCAACGUAAUGCAAAAUUUAUUUAUUUUUUUAAAUUUUUUUUUUUUUGCCUGUGAACCUUUAAAUCUUUAAUAUAGCAUGCAUGAUGCUGAAGGGGAUGCAUAUUCCUGUAUUAAUUGUUGGUGACAACUGUGAGAAUUGACACAACUCUUAAGGCAGAAGCCCUUACGUUUUUUACCUAAAUGCGUUCUAGUACUUAAUCACGUAUUGAAAGGGACUCUCCAGUGUCAGGAAAACAUGUUUUCCUGGCAGUGCCCUUCCACCCCAUUCCAUGUUGCUGAAGGGGUUAAAACCCCUUCAGCGACUUACUUGAAUCUAGCGCCAAUGUGUUUCUGCGCAGGGUCAUGCUCCGCCCACGCUUCUCCCCCUGCUAAUGUCAGCCAGGGGGGCCUAAUGCGUGACAAUGGCUGUGCGCAUUAGACCUCCCCAUAGGAAAUGCAUUAUUCAGUGCUUUCCUAUGGGGAUUUAGGCGACACUCAAGGUCCUCGUGAACAGCAUGAGGAUGUCCAGCGUUGUUUAACACACUUUUUUUUUUUUAAGAGGAUAACUUAACCCUGCAGGUUAAUUUUUGCGGUUUAUAAAAACUGCAAUAAUUACACUUGCAGGGUGGUGGUGGGAGUUGGCACCCAGACCACUCCAAUCGGCAGAAGUGGUCUGUGUGCCUGGAGUGUCCCCUUAAGUUUUACAAGGUUGCCCUUCAAAUUAGAUACCGAAUACAUGCAAAUUCACUAGCUAAUGCAAGCGUUGAUUUACAUUGGAAGUGAAACUGUGAACUUGCAAAAAAGUCAACUUAAUGCUUGAUCAUAAUACAGUGAUCCCUGACUUGCCUUAUCGUUUUGGUCUUUUUUUUUUUUUAAAUGUAUUGGUCAGUGCAAUCAAUAAGAGUAUUUCACAAAGAUUGUCUUUAUGAAUUACCCUUUUUUUGUGAUGGUGAUAGAGCAAGUUUCUGUAUGUAAAGCUAUAUCCACAAUUAUGAGCUUAUCUAAAUCUUCCCAAACAUUAAUGAAAAUGGUAAAAAUGUAUUCACUUAAACUUAAAAGAAUCCUAUAGUCCUGAGAAUUUUUUUUUUUUUUUUUCUGUUCCCUUUUUAUUCUCGCCUUACUCCCCACCUUUUGGUAAUGUGAAAUUUAAUGUUUAAUAUAUUUACUUUAGUUUAAGCACGGAGACCCCUCGACUGCAGCCUUCAGCUUUGUACUUCAGAAUGCCUGCUGACUUCUUCCUCUUAUUGUCCAAUCCAAUAUUUCUUAUAGAAAACCGUUGGGGCCGAAAUAUGCAUACGUACUAAAAUGCUGCACUCCUUGAGUAGCAUUGAUGGAAGAACAGUGACUUUAUUCUAGAGACUGUAGUGCCUCUAGUUGUUUUUAAAAGACGCUGUAGUUGUAUUUAAUCCUUCACUGUAAACAUCGUGUUUUAUACAAAACUGUUUUAUAUUGAAAGGUUAAAUCGACAGGUCCUCUACACCGAGGCCACUUCAUUGAGAGAGUGGUUUUGGUGCAUUUAGUGAUAUUCUUUAUUCUGUAGGUGUCAACAUAAAUCACAUCAUGUUAAACUCUAAUUGUAUUUCCUGAAUGUGGAUGGCUUUGCUAAUUUUUAUGCAGUGGUACCUUUCCCAUUGGCUGACAAGUUCACUAUAUUUGCAUAUACUUCCCAAAUUAAACAAACUAGCAACAAGUUUGGUAGGAAAGACUUCUGGGGAUUGGAAUAUUGAGUGGCCACAAACUUCAACUGUAGGAUAGCAAACCAUCAUGCAUUCCUGAUAUUGCAGCCUACGAGUAUCAAUUGUUAGAUUUUUUUUUUUUUCUGAAUCCUCAGUUUGUUUUGUGUAUUAAACAGUGGUUAAAGUAAUCUCUUGGUGCUAACACAUUUUUUGUAUAGACCAAGUCUACUGCUUGAAUGGAAGUUUGAAAGGUUUCUCUACACUAUGGGAUAGUAUCCCUCCUAUAAACUUUCGGUGUCUACUUUCAAAUGUGCUUCUAGUGAUGUUCAUAUUCGGCUUACUUAAAGAGGAACAGUCAUUUGUCCAAUUCUUUAUGAUUUAUUCAACUUUGUAAACACUAGUGAAAGAAUUUCACAAUAGAGGUAAGUAAAAAGCCACUUACCACCUCUGCUUGAUCUAGUUUAGAUGCUGCCUUCUUGAGGAUUAAGGCUUUUAUGGUUUGGUCACACUGCACUUUUGACUCCGUUAUGAUCCUUGCUGUGCUUGCUAGCUAGAUUCUUUGUUAUCGACUUUGUAUAAUGUGCACGCUUAUCAACUCAAUUUAGUGUUUUUUCCCUUUGGAGAAGCAUGGGUUGGCAUCAGAUGCUUUUCUGUGCCCUUACAGAGUUGCAACUAAGUCUAAACCUUUUUUAUUUUUGAUACUGCAUAUUUAUGAUCUUUUACAACACAAGAUGACUGUUCCUCUUUAAGGAUCCCUCCCAAGAUUUUACUUUUGUGUGUUUUUUGUUUUUUUCCUUCAAUCAUGUUACAUAUGACUUUUUUUUAUUUUAUUUUUUUUUUAUUUUGACUUUUGAUAAUGGAUUUGAACUUGUUAACAUCUACUACCCUAAAUUUUCUGGUUUAUUUAAAAUGAUUGUUUGGGAUUGUGAUUUUUAAUCUUAACCCCCCACUGGGGUUAUUUGUCCUUGGGUUGAAGGGUUGGAAAUCGUGCCAAAUGGGAUAACAUUGCCGGUGGACUUCCAGGGGAGGAGUACGGGGGAGGCCUUCGUGCAGUUUGCUUCACAGGAAAUAGCUGAAAAGGCUCUAAAGAAACACAAGGAGAGAAUAGGGCACAGGUGGGGCUGGAUGGUUGGUUGGUUGUCACUUUUCUUAUGGUAUUGUUAAAGACUUUUUUUUUUUUUUAAAAAAAACUUUUCUCUUUUUUUUAUUAUGCAAACAUUUAAUGUGAAAUACUCAGCUGGCAUAUCUUAGGUCCGAUAAAUGGAAAUACUGGCUUAACAUAUUGUGUUUAAAAAUAGAAUAGUGUUACCAUAAGAAAAUGUGAUACUUGCUAAACUGUUUCAUUUAUUCAAUUCAACAUCUAUGGUAAUGCAUAGGUAUAAGUCCUAAAUGUUUAAAUGUCACAAUGGGUUUCUUGUUCAUAUGUACCAGUGACUUAAUUUAUUCAUAUACACGUUGGCUUAAACGUUCAAUUUAAAUACUGUAUAUCUUGCUGGUAUGUUUUGUGAUGGAUUACACUUAGACUGACUGUACAACCCCCAUUGGUCGGUGUAUAAAUUAACAUCCCCCAUUUCAUGUUUAGUUCAACUUAUUUGCAAAAGGUUUCCAAAUUAAACUUUUUCUAUCACAAAACUAGUUUCACUUUUUCAUUUUAAUUAAGGCACUUAACUGGAUAAGUCCGCUUUGCCGUAUGUUCAUUUUAUCCUUUAAUGCUACAGGUACAUAGAAAUUUUUAAGAGCAGUCGAGCAGAAGUUCGUACACACUAUGACCCUCCCAGGAAACUUUUUGGCAUGCAACGUCCAGGCCCCUAUGACAGACCUGGUGCAGGAAGAGGGUAUAAUAACCUAGGCAGAGGAUUUGACCGAAUGCGACGAGGAGCCUAUGGAGGAGGUAAUGCCUUUUCAUUGAUUUAUGCAAAGAAUGUGCUUGUCUAUAGUUUUGUGUAUUUAACAAACCCCAGAUGUAUACGUGCUUGGUACACUGCAAUAGCAUGCAGUACUUUUGAGCUAUAUAGAAAAGACAAGUUCAGCUUUGGAUAAAUAGCCCAUCAGUUGUCCAAGUGGGACCAAUAGCCCAGAUUACACAUGGAGGUAACACUUGAAAGGAAGUGAUGUAACUUCCUUUACUCAUCCUACUGCUAAGUGGUAAACAAAAGGGUAGGUGGCUAAAAUAACAUACAUGUCAAUAUUGAUCAGCAUUCUCCCCCUUUUAUUUAAAAAAAAAUAGCACCGUUACUCUAAGGCACUAGAAAGUUUGUUUUAGCACAGUUCUCCUUAAAGGAACACUAUAGUCACCUAUAGACCGUAUCUUCAGAAGGAUAUUGAUACCUUAGAGAGGGUUCAGAGAAGGGCUACUAAACUGGUUCAUGGAUUGCGGGAUAAAACUUACCAGGAAAGGUUAAAGGAUCUUAACAUGUAUAGGUUGGAGGAAAGCAAAGACAAGAGGGGAUAUGAUAGAAACAUUUAAAUAUAUAAAGGGAAUCAACACCGUAAAGGAGGAGACUAUAUUUAAAAGAAGAAAAACUACCACAACAAGAGGACAUAGUCUUAAAUUAGAGGGACAAAGGUUUAAAAAUAUAUCAGGAAGUAUUACUUUACUGAGAGGGUAGUGGAUGCAUGGAAUAGCCUUCCAGCUGAAGUGGUAGAGGUUAACACAGUAAAGGAGUUUAAGCAUGCAUGGGAUAGGCAUAAGGCUAUCCUAUCUAUAAGAUAAGGCUAGGGACUAAUGAAAGUUUUUAGAAAAUUGGGCAGACUAGAUGGGCCGAAUGGUUCUUAUCUGCCGUCACAUUCUAUGUUUCUAAAUUAAGCUAACUAAAGCAGUUUUAGUGUAUAGAUCAUUCCCCUGCAAAUUUACUGUCAUUUAAGAGUUAAUUCACUUUUUCUGUUUAUGCAGACCUAGCCACACCUCCUCUGGCUAUGAUUGACAAAGCCUGCAUGAAAAAGAAAACUGGUUUCACUUUCAAACAGAUGUAAUUUACCUUAAAUAAUUGUAUCUCAAUCUCUAAAUUGAACUUUAAUCACAUACAGGAGGCUCUUGCAGGGUCUAGGAAGCUAUUAACAUAGGGGAUAAUAGAAUCUUAAUUAAACAACUUGCAAUAAAAGCCUAAAUAGGGCUCUCUUUACAGGAAGUGUUUAUGGAAGGCUGUGCAAGUCACAUGCAGGGAGGUGUGACUAGGGUUCAUAAACAAAGGGAUUUAACUCCUAAAUGGCAAAAGAUUGAGCAGUGAGGCUGCAGGGGCAUGUUCUAUACACCAAAACUGCUUCAUUAAGCUAAAGUUGUUCAGGUGACUAUAGUGUCCCUUUAAAGGUUGUCUUCAAUUGGACAAUAUUUAUAUGAUGUAGUUACAUAUGCCUGUUAUAUAAUUUUUUUUUUUAUUUUUUUUUUUCCUGAAAUGAUGUUCCAGAUUGUACAUUUAAAGUCAGGCUGCCUCAUGUAAUAUCAAAUACUUUGUCUCAAACUGUAAUCUAGCAUUUAUUGGCUGACAAUUAACCGCAACUUUGCAACUUAGGAUACGGUGGAUAUGAUGAAUACAAUGGCUACAGUGAAUAUGCUUUUGGCACAGACCAGAGAUUUGGCAGAGGUAUGUAAUCUAAAGGGUUAGAAUAUCUGGAGCCCUUUUUUUUUCUUUUCUUUUUUUUUUCUUCCACUUUUUCUCUCCAUACCCCCUUACACCCUAUAAUCCCUUUUCUUCCUCUUAUGGCAGCAGAUCAUAGAUACGGUGAUGGAACAAGCUUCCAGAGUACAACUGGUCAUUGUGUACACAUGAGAGGUCUUCCCUACAGAGCAACAGAAACAGAUAUUUAUACUGUAAGUAGAAAUAAAUUUUUUUUUUUUUUUUGGUUUAUUUUUAUAUAGAAAUUUUUUUUUAACUUUUUUUUUUAUUUAUUUAUUUUUCUUAGUUUUUCUCUCCAUUGAAUCCUGUGAGAGUUCAUAUUGAAAUUGGUGCUGAUGGAAGAGUUACUGGGGAAGCAGAUGUUGAAUUUGCAACCCAUGAGGAUGCUGUAGCAGCAAUGUCAAAAGACAAGGCAAAUAUGCGUAAGUAGUUAGCAAUAAUGAUUUAAAGUGGGUUCUUGGCAAUAUUUUCCUUCUGUUGCAUGUUCCUCCUUUCUCCUGGCAGCUUCAUCUGCCAGCAAUCAAAAGUAUACAGUCAUUGUAGAGUACAAAGCAUAUCUGUAGUUUUCACGCACGUGACCACUGAGAUGCCUUAGCAUCUGUAUGCCACAGGCAAAUAACCAUAUCAGCCAUAAUUUAUGGAAAAUAUGGCAAUGAAAGUUAUUGGAGUAGCACUUGCAUGAUUUGGGAAUAAGUUUAUGAAAGUCUACUAUGACAGUUUACAGCAUGAAAAGCUCAAUAUGAAGAGAAAUGUGCCGCCAAAGGCGUACAAAAACUCGACUCGAAUGAGUUGCUUCACAUUGGAGUUUUUACCUUAUUUAGAACUAGAGCAAAAUGGUGUCUGAGGUUUUCUUCCUCGAUUACUAUAGAGCUGACAGGACUGCUUUAAAAAUUAUCUUCAUGUAGAAUUGUUGUAAUGUGCCCAUUUCAACACUUUUGUCAACUUAGUGCUGAUUUAAGCAAAUUGUUUUCUUUUCUUCUUAAAAAUGCACAGGGAAUUUGUCUAAAGAAUCUUGAGCUUGUUGGCGUGACAAAAUACCUCGGCUGUGGGAAACUGUACACUAAGUUUCAGUUUAAAGUGGCACUGUCAAGCCGAACUUACCUUUCCUCAAUCUCUUCCUCUUCUCCCCCUCUCUCAGGAUCUGUUAUUCUUUUCUUCCUGUCUUUAGUUUUCUUUAAAAUCAUAAGACAAAGUAGGGACUCUUUGCCUUAUGGAGGAUUCCUCCGCCUGACCAGCGGAGGAGCAAAGUGUGCUUCAUUUCCGCUGGUCAGAGCAAUUUUCCCAUGAUUCUCACCUUCCCUCUGUGUUCUUACGAUGCUUCCUGUCAUUUUAGACGAAACUGCCGAAUUGCAUUCUAACUGAACGAGAACAGUAUGUUUCUUUUAGAACGCAAUUCGGCACUUUAUUCGGAUCGGAAUUUCAUUCGAAUGAAACUCCGAUCCUAUUCUUGCUGUGGCUGCAUCUUGCAGCUGCUUAGUAGAUAACUCCCUAAUUCCCACUGUAUCAGGGAGCUAUCUACUAAAAGGCUGAAAGACCUAAAUUGGUCUUUCAGCCUGUGGCUGCUCACUGUAAAAAAACAAACAAACAUUGGUCCCCACCCUAAAACGACGGGUGGGGGCCCUAAAGUAAAAUAAGGGGGGAGACCUAAUGUCGUCGCCCCCACCCCUGGGCGGCGGGUGGGGGCCAUAAAGAUAAUGGGGGGGGGGCGGCUAGAAAAAAACAUUGUCUCCCCCCUUAUCUUACUUUAGGGCCCCCACCCGUCGUUUAGGGGUGGGGGCCAAUAGUUUUUUUUUAUUUGUUUUACUGUGAGCAGCCACAGGCUGCUCACUGUUUAGUGGACAUGCCCCUAUUCGAUGUAUAGCGAGUAGGGGCAUGUGGGAGAUUUUAAUCUCCCUUGUGCUAUUAUGGGUGUCAUAUUGACCCCCAUAGAGUGAGGGGGUACUGGGGGGCUUAUGAAGUGGUGGGGAGCACUGCUCCCUGCCCCUUUUAUCUUUACAUAUUACAAGGAGGGAGCUGCGUGCCGGUUGCUCCCUCCUUGUAAUAAACUGCACGAACACUAAUAGUGUUUGGCUGACAUUUCUAUUCGUUCAUUAGUCUGUCUGAUGGAUGAAUGAAUAGAUGACAUUCUCGUUUGCAUGUGCGGGAAUCUCAGUGUCUAGUGUGGGCGGCUGAUGACGUGUCCCACAGGGACUUCCUCUUCCCGCACAAAGAUGGCGGCGCCCUGAAUAUAGAUUGGGGCAGAAAAUAAGGAAUACAAAAUAGGUAAUUUGGGGGUGACUAGGGUGUGUUCGAUGUAGUGGAGGCCGGAGGGGGGUUAAAAAAAAAACAGGAUUCGGCAUGACAGUGCCGCUUUAAGACUUUAACUACAGAAAGCAAUUUUCAUGCUUCUAAGUAGAAAAAUAUUAAUGUUUGCUUCUUUCAAAAGCUUGAAGAAAGACUUGUCUUUAAGUGGUACUGUCUCUGCAUCCAAAAAUUGAACACUUCUCAACGAUAAAGUAUUUAUGAAUUACUCACCUUUACUGUUAAAAUUUCAUUAAAAUUCCAGUGCAGUCACACAAAGUAGGGACUACUUUGUCUUGUUUUUCUGCCACUUGUCAAGAUGGCUACCAUUGAGUUCUUUAAUUUCCACCAGCUGUCAAUAGUGAUGGGUGCAGGUAAUGGGUUGUGUCUAUGGAGAAUCCAGCUGGAUGUUUUUACAUAGACCUCAGACCAUAAAGGACAGGUUAAGAAAAGUAUAACUCUCCUUCCCCCUGCACUAGCAACUGGUAAAUUUUCAAGUGAUGAGUCAAAAUGCUAGAAAAAAGUUAACCCAUGACUGAAAAUAUGCACACAAUCUUAUUCUCUCUUUUUCAGAGCACAGAUACGUGGAACUCUUUCUCAAUUCUACAGCAGGAGGUUCUAGCAGUGCAUAUAGUAGCCAGAUGAUAGGUGGACUUGGUAUGUAUUGUACUGCAUCUUAAGAAAUUGCAUAAAACAGUGCCUGUUUUUCUGAUAUGGCUCUAAUUUUGUAUUCUUUAUAAAGUCAGACUUGUGUCUUGGCUAGAGAUGUUGCUUUAUGUAAAUGUCAGUGGAUGACAGUUUCCAUGUUCUUUAAUCCCUGCAAUGUAAAACAUUGCUGUUAAACUUUUGUGGCGCAGAGUAAAACGGUCACUUGGCAUAUAUUAGGUCCCCAAUGUUCCCCUAUAACAGGCUUCCCCAAACUCUGGCCCUCUAGAUGUUUCUGAACUAAAACUCCCAUUAUUCUAUGAAUGAAAUAGAUGGGCAGAGAAUCAUGGGAGUUGUAGUUCAGCAACAUCUGGAGGGCCAGAGUUUGGGGAAGCCUGCUGUAUAAGGAGCAUGUAUUUGGACACUGCAGGAGGAGGCCCUGCCUCCUUUGUGAUGGCACCUGUGUAGGAGAGCUCAGUACUCAAAAUAAGGCAAGUAAAGAGUUUUAAGUACGAGACAGGAACACUAACAUUGGGAAUACAGAUUUGUAUUCCUAAUGUUGGUGUUAAUUUAAACCAAGAAAUGAGAUGUAGACUUACUGUAUGAAUUCAAUGCAAUAUAAAGUGUGUUUUCUCUUCAUGUGUUCAGUAGUAAGACAGUUUUCCUGUAAUUGAAUAAGAAGCUGUUUGCAGACUCAUUACCAAUUAUUUACCAACAUCUUGAAGUCUAACUGAAGGGAGUCAUUUUUCUAGGCUGAACGUUUAGAAUGCCCUGCUUAUAGAUCUUAAGACAGAAAUUAUAUUAAGAGAUUUAAUAUGCGUAAGGCACCUUUUGUUUAGAUUAGGUAAAAAGUGGCAUUUUGGCUGCAUCUGAUCUAAAAGCAAUCUUUAGGUUUUGCAAGUCAAAUGUCAUCCCUAGAAUAAUUUGUGGACUCCUAUGUCUAAUUUUUCUUCCCUUAAUUUUAGCACCUGGUACUCAGACAAGUUAUGGAAGCCCUGGCACACAAGCUUUGAGCGGUAGUUAUGGAGCAGGAUAUGGAAGUCAAGCCAGUUUAAGUGGCUACGGUAAGAAUGUGACUUGGCUUUUAUGCAGCUCUGAGAAACCAUUAAAUGCCAGUUGUAUUAAACCUAUUUUAGUUGUUUGGCUCUUAUCUUUUCUGUAAAGUAUGUUGGCAAGGGUGUUUUUAUUUGUUUUAUUUUUAUUUUUUAUAAAAGCACUUCAACCGCAAUAAUCACUAUAACUUGCAAGUAUGUCUUUCUCUUUAGGAAGUCAGAGUGGAUUAAACAGCAGCUAUUAUAGCAGUGGAACGCGAGGCUCAUUGGGAGUAAACGGGAUGGCUGGAAUGUCGAGCAGUAUGAGCAUGAGUGGUGCCUGGGGAAUGUAAAAUAUUUUUAUUGUUUUUGAAUCCAUGCUUUUAACUUUCAUUUUUUGUAAGACAAAACUGAGCUGUUUUUUGCGUUAACUUGUAAUUUAUGCUUACUGUGAGAUGGUAUUUUUUAAAAAAGUUCAUACUUCAGUGUUCAGAUACCUUAGAAAUUAUCUGAAGGUGUGUAGCUAAAGCAGAGCAGCUCAAGUUGUUGUGUUUUGUUUUUUUUUAUUUUAUUUUUGUAGAAGUAUACAAACGAAGUAUUGGCAAGUCUAUCAUUUUGUUGUAUCACAUACUGUAAAUUGUUCUAAAGGUGUGUUGAGACAUGCCUCUUUGUAACAUAUUGCCCUAUUUUCAUUUUGAAUUCUGUAAUUUUUUUAAUUUUUUUUUUUUUUUAUAUAGAUAGUUUUGAGCUUGAAAUAUAACUUAGUCUUGGCAUUUGUCAUUCUAAGACUUUUUUGUAAUUUCUUUAGAUGUUGCUCAAUGUUCUUCAUUCAAUAAAUCUCUAAAACACAA
Pelobates cultripes (western spadefoot toad) is the source of this 14803-nucleotide messenger RNA. The record is from the annotation of a GenBank genome assembly. Lineage: Eukaryota; Metazoa; Chordata; Amphibia; Anura; Pelobatidae.